Anastrepha ludens (Mexican fruit fly) is the source of this 565-nucleotide messenger RNA. RefSeq lists its product as uncharacterized. The record is from RefSeq and is a predicted model, not a curated record. Lineage: Eukaryota; Metazoa; Arthropoda; Insecta; Diptera; Tephritidae. Bases 89 to 496 code for a protein of 135 amino acids. The transcript has 3 exons.
UUCUUAAAAGAGAAAUUUCGAAUACGCCUUCUAAUAUGCUUCACCCGUCAAAUUAGUUAGCAUAUUAUCUAAAACUUUAAUAUGCUCAAUGCUGCAGGCAUACAUUCAAAGAGUUCAUUUAGAAAAGCAAUCUUCAUUCCUUUUUGGUAACUUUGCAUUUGUUUACUUUAGUAUCAUUCGUAUUUUCGUUGUCAUCGACAACAGUGGAGAGUUUGGAGAGAGCUCAAGAGAAAAAUUUUGUUUCGUUUCGUUCUCACAUUGGGCAGCAAAAUCCUCUUGCAAAAUUGCAAAAAGUGUUAAGAUUUGUGGUGAAAUAAAGGUUUUCCAGCGACACGAAGUUUCUCAAAAAAUCAAUGACAGCUACAAAGCUGUGGAGCACCACCAUCAUCAGUCACCACAGGAGGAGCAAAAGAAUAGCGGGAGGAAACAGAAAUCGUCGAAGUGUAAUAGGAGGAUAAAGAAGAAGCAAAAUACAGUGUUUUCCAAAGCAAAUUAACAAUUAAUAACCUAAGUUAUAUAGCUAUACGAAAAUGUGCAGCUGGAAAGCCAAAAUUUGUAUUAAAUU